Chara braunii is the source of this 1198-nucleotide messenger RNA. The record is from the annotation of a GenBank genome assembly. NCBI's taxonomy places the organism in Eukaryota, Viridiplantae, Streptophyta, Charophyceae, Charales, Characeae.
UUCUCCCUCCCGCUGCUCCUCUCAACCUCCAAGCUAUUCCCCCUGUCCCGUACUAAAUGCCUCCUUUCUUCUCCUACACCACCCUCCCCUACCAGCUCACGGAAGGCCCUUACCCCAUGCGCGAGUUCUCGGAGUAUUUGGUGGAUCUAACUGACGUGGAGCCGCUGCCCUUCGCCGACGAAGACGUGUGGGAGUUGCACCGUGCGCUGUACAAGUCGGUGGCGCUGGGGAUGUUCUGGUUCUUCGUGGAUCACGAAGACCACGCUAUCGGGGAGCACUUCGUCGUUUACUACGUCAUCGCGCGGCCCAAGCCAGCGGAGAAGGAAGGGACGGUGGCGCUGCACCCCUUCGCCCAACUCCAAACAAUCGAUUCGGGAUUGUUGGAGCUCCUACAUCUUGAGCUCCUCUCCAUUGCACAAGUGAUCGCGAGCGAGGAGGAGGAGAUCCAACCACGAUUGCGGACGGUGACGGCCCCGCGGAGAACGUACAACGCGGUCGUCAUCCCGGAUUACAUUGCGCAGCGCGCGGAGAGAUUGGAGGACUUCCCGGAGGAAAGGCCGUUGCGUCCUCCCUCGUCGUAUCCUCGACCAGCGCCACCGAAGGGCCCCAAGAAGACGCCGAAGAGGAAGAGACGCCACCCGUCGCCAGGAGCGCAAGGCAGCAGGAUCGGCGGCGACAAGGAGGUGAUUCAGCCCGCGCGUACGCGGAUUCCUGACCCUGUGCCUGGGAGUGCGGCGACGCUCGUUAAGGAGACUAUCGUGCCAUCGCCGCCCAUUCCGCGUGUGCCCGAUCUCAAUCUUGAUGGAGCCGGGCCAUCAGCAGCAGCAGCAGCCGGAGGAGGAAGCCGAAUGGGAUUUCCGGAUCCCAUAUCCAGACCCCCUGUCCUCGCAGGACCUCUCCGGAACGCGGGAUCUUGCCCGUGUUCAUCACGUAACUCCGAUCGUCUCAUUUCGCUACCGACCUUCCCCAUCACAGAUGACGACAACGUCAACUGCGAUGCGGACGUACGGCGUGCGCUGAGGCGGACGGAGCAAGUGUGUUCGCAAGACCCGCCUCGGGCUUGUGAGAUAAGGGGGAACGGGUUUGUGUUGAUUGAUCGCUUUGAUUCCCUGACUCUAAUAUGAUUGCCUUAUACAGGUUUAACUGUGUUGCCUUGGUCGGCCGCUCACGCCGCAUGGCGACCGCAGUUUGAUUGUCG